AUGUCCACCCUACCGCAAGUGGGAAACUCCCGAAGCGAAUCGCGGGCGCUUACAACACCCAUAGUGCGCAGCAACCUCAAACUGGAUAUCUAUGAUGUAAUUGAGUCACCGCAGAAGCCUCCGCAGUCUGCUCAGGCUGUCCGUAGCUCAGGCUUUAAGGGUCCCGAGGCGCGAAAGCGAACUCGACAGGGCGACCAAGAAGAAGUACCUACUCCUAUCUCUCCAAAACGCAUGCGAAAGGAUAACGCUGGCGAUGUGAAUCUGCCAAAGGAGACUGCUGGCCGCAGGACGCGCCAAACAGCGGGUAUGGCAUCUAGCAAGAACAAUGCCGUGGCAAUGAACGCUGGCACCCGCAGAAUGACGAAGAGUACUGCAAAGGACGCAGUAGCAGAACCUGACAACGGAGAAUUGCAGCAGGGAACAAAACACGCCCGGCCAGGUCAGCAUAACUAUCUAAAGCAUCCGCAAAAUGGUCGAAAGGAGGGCCAAGGUCCGCAAGAGCCAACCCACGCUGUGCCGGACCAAGUUACUCCGAAAAUCCGCAAACGAGGCCGGCCGAAGAGAAUAUCUCAGCUAGCUGACAUGAGAGGCGCCACCAUGCAAGAGAGCACAGAGGACGCGGCUAACGUCCACGCGGAAGAACCUGAGCGGGAUGGCCCACAAGAUGUCCUUGAGAGCGCUCAGCCAGCGAUGCCGGUGGACGUUAGCGGAAGACCCGCACAUCGUCAGUCGCCGCAGGUUAUAGUUACGAAGGAAGUUUUGCGAUCAGCUGCCGAGGAACCCAAUAAAUCCAAGCAAGCCAUUGCGGGAGCAAGUCCGCGAAGCGAUCCGCACGAUGAUGCAUGGUUGCCUUCUCCACAGAAUCAGAGCGCCGAAGCUGUUCGGCAGCAGCAACAACGCCAGGCCGAAUCUCCUAAAGAUCGAGGCCAAAAUCAAAAAACCAAGCCUACUCAGGAUAGCAGUAGGUAUCUCAGUAAGAGACUGCGCGAAGAGGACCGUCUAGGGAACGAUGAGUUCGAACACACUGUUGAAGAUAAACAAGUUUUGGGGCAGAAAGAUACAUUGAUGGAGAUCUUUGAGGGACUCAAGGCCAUCGGGGUUCAGAAGCGAGACGGCAAGAACCAUCGGCAUCACUUUGACUUGCUCACCGAAACUGGCGAAGCGGUUGCAGCUGCUUGUCAGAAAGCGAAAGACUGCUACGUAAAGCUUGCACAGACAGAAAGUGGCAACGGGAAGUUGCGCAGCAGGCUUGAUGAGGCGGUGGGCGAGGUAUACAUGCACACUGAAGCACUGAAUGCGGACACUACUGAAGAGGACUCGGACGACCUUGUUCUCGAUGUAUACGCCCUAAUAUUUCACGUCUUGGUCAGCCUGCUGCGGAGGGCGAUACUGUCCCACGUACAUGUUUCCACAAUCAGCAGUGGAAGCGGAGCACUACCUGCGCCAGCUUUGGAGGAGAUCGUCUGUCUUCUGGAUCUCAUUGGGGAUCUCGACUUACGGGCCAAAGAAUGGAAAUCCAAGCCUCACAAUGACUACUGUGUUGUUAGGUCUGUGCGUAAUGGUAUCGUCGUACCCGUGCGGAAGGUCAGCGAAGCCUUCUCAAAGUACCAGCAAAAACGCGAGGAAGAAGCAAGAAGGCGCAAGCGUCAAGCGCUCAAGCAGGAGCAGAUGCGACGGCGAGAAGAGCAAGAGGCCCUAGAGGAGGAAGAAGACAGGCGCCUUGCUGAACAGGAAGCGCAAUGGGACGAACUCAUCAUUACGCGGUUGCUCCUGGAAACAGAUCCGCGACGCUGUCGAAGCUAUCAUCUUGUGAAGUAUGACCGGGAGGUUACCGAUUGGGGUAUUGAUGCCAACGGCGAGCCGUUCGAGCGGGAAGACAUGUUUUCUGCUAGACACACUGACGAACGUCCACUCUACAACCCGGAGGCUUGUCAGGAGUGGCCCGACGAGCAUAUCGACGCGCUGAUGGAAGAGCUUGAGAAGGUUUCGAAGACAUGCAAAGGUACUGUGUUCUCCCUGUUCCAUUCAAGACAGAAGCCGCAGCAGCUAACACAGUAA
Molecule: messenger RNA, 2058 nt
Organism: Coniosporium apollinis CBS 100218
Lineage: Eukaryota; Fungi; Ascomycota; Dothideomycetes
Exons: 2
Coding region: 1-2058 (685 amino acids)
Source: RefSeq, a predicted model, not a curated record